ACUCUCCAAAAAGAAGGAAGAAACUCGUCUCUCCAGGAUCUGAAAAGCCAGAGAAUAACUUGAGGAUCAGAGAUUUUUAAUUACAGUGAAGCUGUGGCAGAUGAACAGAGUGAUUAGUCAGUUUUCCGGCAAGUUAAUGAAGGAUAAGUGUGUUACCGGAAGUGGCGGCGGUGCGGUCAAAGAAACGGCGUCGCCGCAGAGUCCAGUCGCGUCAUCUUCUUCAGUGAGGAGGCUGAGCGGCGAUCUGGAGUCGAGCCGAUUUGGCGGGGCGGCUAGCGAGAGACUGAGGCAGGCGGAGGAAUCUCUGAGGACGGUUAUGUUUCUGAGCUGCUGGGGAGCUUGUUAGAUCUGGCGGUGUAAAUCAAAACACGUUCCUCUUUUGUGCUUUGAUUUUGAGCCUUUUCUUUUCUUUUGUUUAUUUUGAAGUUGUUUUAGCUGUCAAUAUUUUUUUCAUCUUUUGUGUAGCUGUUUGAGUUUUCUGUAAAUCAAUGUACAAAAAUGUUAAGUGGUGUUGAAGAAAAUGGUUUUUUUUCUCACAAAA
Raphanus sativus (radish) is the source of this 541-nucleotide messenger RNA. RefSeq lists its product as uncharacterized. Bases 101 to 346 code for a protein of 81 amino acids. Lineage: Eukaryota; Viridiplantae; Streptophyta; Magnoliopsida; Brassicales; Brassicaceae. The record is from RefSeq and is a predicted model, not a curated record. The transcript has a single exon.